GUAAGCAAAACGCAAAAUACCGAUGCCCCUAUUGCCUGAUGCCAUUGUUGUUUAUUGCCGCGGGGGGCACCCUCGCACUUGCCUUGCGCGCGGCUGUUCGCGUCCUUCAAAGACGGAAGGAGGACGCUAACCAUAGAGAUGGCUACGGGAAGGAGGAGGACUUCUUCUUCACUGACGAGGAUGCUGGUACUAGUACAAGCUAUCGACGCGCUGACAAUCGCACUCUGGACCUGAGUUGCCCCGUGCCUGAGAAAGCGUGUGGGGAGCAGAGCCUGCACUUGAGCAGGCAGCAUUUGGAGGCUGUCGCCGCUGAACCGGAAUUCGUGGAAGAUGGCCCCUUUGAGGACCUGGCGUCGGUCUCCAGCAGCGAGGCCCGCCGCCGCGCCACCAGCAUUCGGAAGGUCCGCGAGUGGGACGACACGGGCGCCACCCUGGACUGGAUCCAAGCGGAAGCUAUUGACCGAGAUGGAAGCGCCGGCGGCGCCAGCAGCGGUAGCGGCAGCGGUGGGGUUGGCAGCGGCGGCAGUGGUGGAGGAAGCGGCGGAAGCGGUGGCAGCGGCAGCAGCUGCGGCGAGGAUUCCCGCACCCUAACCGGCGGCAGGACAGCAACCCGCAGCGCUGCGUCCUCUUCCGCCACCUCCUCCUCCCCGAGCCAUCAGGAGGCCCCGCCCUCGCCCUUCUCCACGCCGCAAUCCUCGCGGCUGCAUGCCUGCGGGCCCACGCAGGGGGGCACACCCGCCAAGACGGCGUUUGGUUCCCUUGUGGCCCUGGAAUCAGCGGGUCCCAAGCAGCAACAGCAGCUGCAGCUGGUGUGCGGGGAGUGGGUGGCGGGGAAGGGAGGUGAUGUGGCUGCAGUAUGCGACAUCGCUAGAGGCAGCGGCGGUGGUGGUGCAGGUGCCGUUGCUGCUGCGCGCAAGGGAGUUAGCGAGGCUGUUGCGGCAUGCAGCAGCACGGCCGGCAUCUGCAGCCAUGAUAGCGGCGGCAGCGGCGCCGGUGACGGCAGUGGCGGCGGCGGCUCCGGAGGUGUUGAUGCAGUGGGACAGGGCGCAGGCAGGGACGGUGUGCCCUUGCCGGCGCUUCCGUUUACUGAGCAGGAGAUCUGCGACAUCCACACGAACAGUAACAAGAAGGGAGGUAAGAAGAGCGACAGCAACAGCUGCGGCACGGGCGAAACAGCGACCUCAUCCUCCCGCCACUCCUCAUGCAGCCCCGCUGCCAGCGCUGCUCAUUCCUCCGACCCAGAAUCCGAAAAACAGGCCAAGCAACACCACCCAAAGCACCAGCCCCAACCUCAACAGCAGCACCAACGGCGUUCGGUGUCAGACCCAGAUCCAGACCCUGCCUCAGCGUCUGCGUCUGCGUCUGCUGCCGCCGCCCCCGCCGCUUCAGCUAAACCAGCCACCACUACCACCACCUCCAAAACCGCACCCCCUCCUGCUGCUCCUUCUCCUUCCCCCGCUCGUCCACGUCUCACGGACCUUCACGCCGAACUUGAGGAGCGUCGAUCCGCGGAAGCUGCCGCGGCCGCCGCUGCCGCCCAGCCCCUGCCUCCCACCAUCCUAGCCACCCGCCCACCCGACCCGAAGAGCCUGCUGGCCAUCCAGAAGCAGGUGGAAGCGCUGCGGCUGCAGCACCUGCAGCGGCAGGCGCAGGCGCUGCUGCCGGCACCAGCUGCUUCCAGAGGCGCGGGGCAGCAGCCCCUGCAGCACAUGACGCAGCAGCAGCAGCCCCUGCAGCAACAGCAGCAGGUGCAUGUACAGCAGGUAGGAAUGCAGCAGCUGCAGAGGGACAUAGCAGGAGGGGCGUACAUGCUGCAGGCGCAGCAGCCGGUGGCGGGGGCUACUGGUGUUCCGCAAAUGCUGCAUCCCUCACAGCUACUUCAGCAGAAGCAGCAGCUGCUGCAGCAGUUGCUGCAGCGGCAGCUGCAGCAACAGCAACAAGCCACGCCUGGGAACAUGUAUCAGGGCUAUUGCAAAGCCGCUUCAGGCGGCUCAACAUUAACAACAGCAGCAGCAACGGCGUCGGCAAUAGCUACAUCUACGGCGUCGCACGGGGCUGGCUUGAUGCCUUCAAGACUGCUCUUCUUUUCCGCACCUUCAUCGCCCUCGCCUAGUCCGCUACGGUCAGCACCCCAGGAGCGGGCACUACUGGUACCAUCGCAAGAAACUCCUGCGACCCCAGCUGCAUGUGCAGCGUACCCAUGUUCCCCUUCCUCGCCUCUGUACGGCGAUCGCUGGCCGGAGGAGGCUGUCAGGGCUGCUCGCAUGGGCACGGUGCAGUGUCAAUCCAGGCAGCGAGAGCGGGGGGAGUCGCCUAACCGGCAGCCGCCGGAGCAGCAGUCCCAGACGCAGCAGCUGCAGCAACUGCAAACCCGGCUGCUGCAGCAGCAACAACAACAACAGCAGGGGGCCUAUCAAGGCGCCGCUGCUGGUGUCUCCAACAGUGCACUGUUACCGCCGUCGCAGCUUCUAGCGACCCAACAUGCGGCUUGGGGAAUGCAGCCGCAGGUGACCAUGCAGCCGGCAGCGCAGCAGGCACACCAGAUGGGAUCUCCCAGUCGCGGGCAACAGGGCAUGCCGCAGGCAGCGACCAGGUUGAUGGACGCAGCAGCAGCGUCCAUGCAGGCGUUCGGCUCCCCGGUGUCCCCGCCCAUCUCUCCAGAUGACGAGAAGAAGCGGCCAAGGCCACCCCAGUCGCCCAUUAGGGCCCAGCACGAGCGUUUGCAACAGCAGCAGCAACUCCAGCAACCGCUGACUGUGCAGGAGCUGUUUGCCCUGCAACAGCAGCAGCAACGGCAGCUUCAGGGACAGCAGCAGCAGCACUCCAGCAGCUUACCGCACGCGCCUGCCGAAUCCGCAUUCGCCCGCGCCACAGCAGCUGCCGCGGCUGCACUGGCUGGCAGCAGGCGCUUCAGCCCGUCCUUCCAUGAGCCCACCUCACCUCCUGCGUCGCCAUUAAUCCAAGCAUACCACCACUCCGACUCCAACAACGUCGCCAACACCACCCCCUUAACCGCCGUGGACAGUGUACGGCGGACCCAGGAGUGGAUCAGCAGCACGGCCUCCCAACAAGGACACCAACAUCAUCAACAACAACAGCAACCCGGCCUCGCGAAUGCCCCCAGCUUCGCGCACAGCCUCGCAGUUGCGGCCGCGAAGCAGCUCCUGGGCACCUCCCCCAUCCCAAUCCCCGCCAUCAUUGGGCCCCCUGCCAUCACUGCAUCUUUCGCUCCAUCGUCUCCUCCCAGGCACACCUUGCCCACCGCCGCCAUCGGCGGAGUGUCCUACACCUCCUCCUCUCCAGGAUCCUUCCGCAUCCCUGCAGGCGUUACGGACGCCCCGGCUCCUGCCCCCACACCCCAGUUCCCCCUCGCACCUGGCUCCAACUCUCCCCAGGACAGCAUGCACCACCCGCCGCGGCCUCCGCCGCUGCAGCUGCAGCUGUUACAAAGCCCCAGCAUCGCCCGCUCCCUGUCGCCGAACCAACUGGAUACGCUGACGUCGCGUGUCAGUGGUGGCGGAUCGUCCCAUGGGUCGCGCAGUAACGCCAACUCGCCGAGCGGACGCCCGCGCCAUUCCAGCACGCGCAGGCGCCAGCGGGAGCAGCUGUUGUUGCUGGCGCAGCAGAAGCUGGCGGCCAGCCAGAUACCGCCCUCGCUGCUGGCCUUGUACGGCUCUCAUUUACUGCAGGAGUCUGGCGAGCAGUUUGUGGAGGCUCCGAAGCUGCCAAGCGGCCGGGCUUUCUUCGUGCCCCUCAAGCACGAGCACCGACUGGACGUGUCAUCGGAGCGCCUGAGCUCGCGGCUGUCGGGCGGCGGCAGCUGCCAGGACGCCGAGGAGCUGACCAGCGUGCGGUCUCUGGGCACCACAACCCUGGGAGCCAGCACGGAGGGGUUCGGCAGGUAGCUCCCACCCGCCGCCUUGUUUGGCACCAGCCGGGAUUGCUACCAUCCGCGUCAACGAGCACCAGCCAGGACUGCCAGCAGCUGCAUCUAAGUCAAUGACUGGGCAGUAGAUAGCGAAAUGGCUGCGGGUUCCUGUGCUGCGGUUGUUGUGGCGGGGGGCUGCUGCUGCUGCCGAGGUUGUGUGUUGCUUCUGCUGGCAGCUGUGUUGCCGGUGUUGCUGCUGGUGCUGUUGUUGCUGCUGCGGCUGCCUUAUGUGUUGCGCCUGUUGCUCUGCUUGGCAGCAUUGGGAGGGCAGGGGAAGGCCUUGCAGGCAGGUGCUGCAGAUGUGGUUGGCUGGUGGCUGGUGUGAUGGUGGCAGGUGGAUGAUGGUUGAGACGGGCUGGUGGAGAAAGGGUUUUCAGGGGGAGGCCGUUGCUGCAGGGCACGGUGGCGUCAACAACGGAGAUUGUGUUGGCGGCGGCGGCAGGGAGGAAGAGCAAGCUAGUGUUGUGUUGGAAGCGGGGGCGCGAGCAUGCCAUGUGUCUAAGCCUGCGUUCGUUUGGGCAUGUAGUCAACGGGCCUGGCCCCUUCUAUCUUUCUAAUUGUCUUUGCAGUCGUGUCGCUCCUCUGAUUAUGUUUGCCAAUCGACGCUUCACGAGAAGACGAGCCGCUCAUGUGACGGGCGAUGCGCGUUUCUUGCAGUACUAACUGAGAUGGCUUUAUGACCCGCGGGUCAGUCGCAGGGAUUUUGGCCUCCUGGUAUUCAUUCGGACGGGGAUUGAAGUUCGAUUGAGCGAAAAGGGACGUCAUUUCUAGGGGACGUGAGGGGCUAGUCUGUUGAGCGGGAGCGUAGGAAACUUGCUACCGGUACAAGCUUUUCCUUCGGCGUAAGUUUGGCAUGCGUGACAAUGUCUUGGGCGUGAUUUUACCUAACGCCGAGGUGCAUUCCUGUUGAGCACGGCAUGCAUGCAUCUGGUUGCGGUUAAUCUGGGUAACGAACUUGUCGGUUAUAGCAAUGAAGAAGCAGAGGUACAGAGCGGGACUUGAGGAUGGGGCAAUGAGCACAGGCAAGGGCGCUUACCGUACGGAACCGCGGCAUGUGUUGAGACAGAUGCAGCUGCGUGUUGAAAGCAGAGUGCUACUUUUACGAGGAGAGGAAAAUUGGAAGAGGUUAGCUGGCGGCGUAUCGUACUGUGUUUUUGCUGCAUGCAACUGAGGAGAGCAAGGAAAGGGAAGAAGAGGGCUCGUUGUGCGGUCUUCAUAAGGGCUGCUUGCACCUUGAAUUGCUGCGGAGGGCUCGAAUGGACACAUGGACGGACAGAGGGUGUUGGGAGGCGUGUGAGGCUGUGGGCCCGAACCGCGAGCCGCCCCUCUUGUCGCGUUUGCUUGAUUUUGGCUUUAUUAACAGGGAAUAACGUCGUAAAGGCAGGGCUAGUCAGGCGGGCUAGGUAGGUGGGUGUACGGUAGUUGGGAAGGAUGCCGUACAUGCAGACGACGUACGGAGCGGUUGUGGAGCGGUUGCAACGGUGAGAAGGCGCAAGGUGGUUGUACUGGACAAGAAGAGAAAGGACGAUGCUUUGGAGUGCUGACGUAAAGGGUGCUGAGGGUGGUUUAUUGAGAAGGGGAAAGGAUACGCGCGAUUUGGUUACUUAAUUGUAGCGAAGACGAAGCUGAAAGGGGAAUGAGAGGCUGCUAGUGGUUGCGAGUAACGGGGAACGCGUGAUGUGAUGGCAAGGUUAAGAUUGGUAGGCUUUCGGCAUUGAGGAAGGCCUCUGGCAAGCGGUUCACAAAGCGUCUGUUUACUCGACAUCAGCAAGGAGGGAUGCGUCGAGAGCCCGGCACAAACGACAUCAGAGGAGGGGUAGAAUGGAGCAGGCGAGAAGUGAAAGGGGCGGUGGGGUUUAAUCGCAGCAACCCCUCGUACGUACUGGUGAGUUGUGGGGAGGAAGUGGAUGGGGAGCGCGCUGUACAAGUGGAGCGCUGCGCAGUUGGAGAGGGGAAAUGUAGUUUGGUCAAUUUCUGAUUUUCAUUUGUAGACGUGAUGGAGGAUACACGUUACGUUUGUCAGCGGCGGCGGUGGUAGAGGUGGCGGUGGUUGUAGCGGCGGCGGUGGUGGCGGUGGUGGUAGCCACGAGGGGCAGGUCGAGAUGGGUAAUUUCAGGCUAGGGCCAGGAGGUCAAAUGGCGUGCGGUGGAGACAUGCUGCGUUUGAACCGUUUGCGACAUGGCGUGGUCACUCGCGCCUGUUGGCUUACAUGGGUUGCAUGGGGACUUCCGUAAUGCUUACUUUCGAGGUUCCCACGCUUGGCGUCCUGAGGUCAUCGUGGUUUGCGUGCGAUAUGUGCCGAGUUCUGUUGACAUUUAGGUUGGCUGGGGCUCAAUCUGGGGUUCACAAUAAAGGUUCUCAACAUGCGGCGGAAUGUUGGAUUUCGCCUCUUGCUUGCUUUUGCGGUUGCCUGGAAGCAUGGGGUUUGAACCGAUGCAGGACAGCUAAGCACCCCCCCUUUUUCACUCACGAUUGGUCUAAUGCAUCUAUGGCAACAUGUGUAUUGAUAUUGUCGGAUAGAAUGUUGGAUAAAAUGGUUCGCCGAGCGUCUGCGGAGGCAGUUAAUGCGGACUCCAUUGUUGUUUCCUAUGGAUACGAACGUGCUGCUGGUGGUGCUGGUGGUAGCGGUGCGCUCUGAUGCAGUUACAUGGCUGCUGGACCCGGACGUUAUGGCACGUCGUCAUCUAUCUAUCGUACGCGCCGUCGGCGUUGCUGUUGUGUCCUGUCAGUCCGUUAGGGUGUGUGAGAUGUGUGACCUGUGUUGUUUUUGCGCUUUUGCUUCAAGACGGGCAUGUAGCUUGGGUUUGGCUUUUGUUGCGGGAUAGAAUGCGCUGCAGGGUGCCGUGUGAAAGCACGGAUGGUGCGACGGCGUGGAUAUGUGUAGGUUCGUCUGUUGCAUGUUGCGGUGGAUGUUAUAAAAGUAGUUUGGUAUCUCCUCUUCCUUAGAGCCGCAAGCGGAAUAAUGACUGUUGCUGGGCCGGCCAUUUAUUGCGCUGUGUCCUUAGAGGCCCCUUCCGGGCCAAUUGCCGUACGACACAAAUCUCUGGACCUCACUUAUCGUGCGGUUUUAGUACUAGUGGCGGGUAUAUGAAGGGAAUGCAGGGGAAACUGCGUGUGUCCAAGAGCGGUUUAGGGGUGCGUUGGGGUGUGUGAGUUAGGUAAUGGUACCGGGCGAGGUGUGGUUGGGUUUUGUGCUGCUGUGAGGUACGUAAUGAUACGCGUACAGCCGAGGCAAAGCAGGCAACCCUACCGUACGUGGGGCUAAGCAGGGCUGUCAUGGCGUGUCCAGUGACUGACUCAUCUUGUGUCAAGCACGCGUCGUGUCAUGACAGGGCUGCGAAGGGCUAAUGCGUGGAGGAAAUGUGCCUGUCCAUUGACAUAUUAUCCGGCGUUUGAACCUGUUUGUUUUCCACUUAUCGGUCUUCAUGGAGAUGUUUUGGUCCGAAGGCGAGCAGCGAAGGAGGCUCCAGGGUUUCAGUUUCGUACAUGUGGGGCGGCUUCAAUAACGUGCGGUAGAAUAUGAUUAAUGGUUGUAUAUGCUUAUGUUGGUUUUGGGCUACUUAUAUAUUGAUUGUUUGACGGUGGUUCAAGGGGUGCGGUAUUCGACGCCCACCGUUGUGCCUAUGCAGUUCGGUUAGUUGCAUGGGCGGCGCUAUAGGGCAUGGGCCUCUGCCCUGGCCUUCUUCGUAUUGUGCUGUGCAGUACCACAUUUGACUCGUCAUUCGCUGCUUGGACCUGUCCCAUUCAAGUAAUCCAAUGGUUACCUACGCGUG
This is a messenger RNA of Astrephomene gubernaculifera, 7701 nucleotides long. The record is from the annotation of a GenBank genome assembly. NCBI's taxonomy places the organism in Eukaryota, Viridiplantae, Chlorophyta, Chlorophyceae, Chlamydomonadales, Astrephomenaceae.